CCCCGAAACGGCGGAGACGCAGAGUCCGAGUUUGACGGUCAAUCACUCCGAUAAAGUGAUGACGGGCCCAGCGGGAAAUGGAGGACGGGGUCGGGGAACAUCGUUGCUGCCACCGGAGGAGUACAGCUCCACCAUGACGGAUAGAAAGGUUGCGUUGCUCAUUGCCCUGACCUGGGCGUUGCCUGUUCUGGCCACUGUGGUUCUGGUGUCGCUCAGCGCCCCGCUGCAGCUCUGUGGGAACGUCAUCGAUAAAGUUUUCUGUGGGAAUUUCUCCAUCGUUAAGCUGAGCUGCUCUAACACCAGCAUUAACAACGUUUACGGUCUGGUUCUGACCGUCGUCUCCAUCGUCGCUCCGCUCGUUUUGAUCCUCUACACCUACGGAAAGAUUCUGGAGGUGUGUUUCUGUGCUACCAAACAGACACGACAGAAAGCCGUCAGCACCUGCACGCCUCACCUGGCCUCCAUCCUGAACUUUUCUUUCGGCUGCUGUUUCCAGAUCCUGCAGAGCAGGUUUGACCUCAGCAGGGUGCCUCCGGUGCUGGCCAUCGUUUCGUCGCUUUACUUCCUGACCUGCCAGCCGCUCUUCAACCCGGCGCUGUACGGCCUGAAAAUGGCCGCUAUCCGAGAUGCGUGUAAACGUUUGUUAUGUGGGGAAAACUCAGCUUCUGCAGCAGCUUUUCAUGCCUGAGAACCUUCAGCUUGACUCAAGCUCUUCUUCUUCUUUUCGUUGUUUCCAGCCUCAGGUUUGAUGUUUUUCAUUAUUGAAUCAUUUUCAGUUUGUAGAUGAGGAAUCAUUUUUAACAUGUUGUUACCGACAUUUUUCUCUCUAUUGAUGUUUUUUUGCUUUGCGGAUGUUUUAAAACAGGAAGUAAAACUUAUUUUCAUUUCAUUUUCAUCAUAAACCAUGAAGGUCCUCAUGGGGCAACUGUGGUAAAAAAUACUGAUAAAACUGUUAAAAUGGGACCUUAACAAAUUUUACAUUUAGCAUCAAAGUAAU
This is a messenger RNA of Xiphophorus maculatus (southern platyfish), 997 nucleotides long. Its product is annotated as olfactory receptor 52N4-like. The coding region runs from base 59 to 688 and encodes 209 amino acids. The transcript is spliced from 2 exons. The record is from RefSeq and is a predicted model, not a curated record. Lineage: Eukaryota; Metazoa; Chordata; Actinopteri; Cyprinodontiformes; Poeciliidae. Gene Ontology annotation, cellular component: membrane. Gene Ontology annotation, biological process: G protein-coupled receptor signaling pathway. Gene Ontology annotation, molecular function: olfactory receptor activity.